Diaporthe citri is the source of this 1464-nucleotide messenger RNA. RefSeq lists its product as uncharacterized. NCBI's taxonomy places the organism in Eukaryota, Fungi, Ascomycota, Sordariomycetes, Diaporthales, Diaporthaceae. The coding region runs from base 1 to 1464 and encodes 487 amino acids. The transcript has 3 exons. Gene Ontology annotation, molecular function: NADP binding; N,N-dimethylaniline monooxygenase activity; flavin adenine dinucleotide binding. The record is from RefSeq and is a predicted model, not a curated record.
AUGCCCGUCAAGCGCGUCGCAGUCGUCGGCGCCGGCCCCUCGGGCGCCAUCGCAGUAGACGCCCUGGCACAGGAGAAGGCGUUCGAUGUGAUCAGGGUGUUCGAGCGCCGCGAAGGCCCGGGCGGCUGCUGGAUUGGCGACACGAAGCCCCCGCCGCCCCUGACCAACCUCGCGGCUCUGGCCCGGCGCGAGGGUGACCCGCCCGUGCCCAUCCCGGAGACGCUCCCGGCCAAGACCCUCAGGCCGGCCCAGCCGCGGUUUGCCGAGUCGUCAAUCUACCCGUACCUCGAGACCAACGUCGACGACGUGGCCAUGAGCUACACGGGCGGCAGCGCCGAGGACAUCCCCGCCGAGCGCAGCGAGUGGUCCGUCAGCAGGCACGGCGCCGACACACCGUUCCGGCACUGGAGGGUUCUAAGGCGCUACGUCGAGGGCCUAUGGGCGCGCAACGGCUACGCAGGGCUCGUCUCCUAUGACACCGCCGUCGAGAGGGCUGUUAAGGUCGGUGGGGAGUGGGAGGUCACGCUGCGGCGGGAGGGCGAGGACGGCAAGGACGAGUGGUGGGUUGAGAAGUUCGGUGCUGUCGUCGUGGCGUCCGGGCAUUUCAAUGUGCCGUGGGUGCCUGCCAUCGAAGGGCUGGAGGAAUUCGAGUCGUCGCGCCCCGGGAGCGUGCUCCACAGCAAGAUGUACAGGGGGCGCGACGACUUCAGAGGCAAGCGAGUGGUGGUGGUAGGCGCCUCCGUAUCAGGCGCAGACAUCGCAUACGACCUGGCAUCGGGCAAAGCCACGAAGGACGUUCACGCCGUCGUGAUCGGCCACAACUUCAACACGUACUUUGGCGACGAGGCCUUCAACCACCCGCGGAUAAAGAAGCAGCCCUCGAUAUCGCGCGUCGACGCCGGCACCCGGACGGUCCACCUCGUGGACGGCACCGCCAUCCCGGACGUCGACCACCUCAUCUUCGGCACGGGCUACAGCUGGAGCCUGCCCUUCCUCCCGCAGGUGCCCACGCGCAACAACCGAGUCCCUGGGCUGUACCAGCAUGUCGUCUGGCAGCAGGACCCGACGCUGCUGUUCGUCGGUGCUGUUGGGGCCGGGCUGACGUUCAAGAUCUUUGAGUGGCAGGCUGUCUACGCCGCACGCCUGCUCGCGGGUAGGGGGACGUUGCCCAGCGUUGAGGAGAUGCGCGCGUGGGAGGCCAGGAGGGUGGAGGAGAAGGGUGAUGGGCCCAAGUUCCUGAUGGUCUACCCUGACUUUGAGGAGUACUUUGAAAAGGUGCGGGAGCUCGCUGGGGAGCCAGUUGAUGGGGUGGGCAGGGAGCUGCCAAAAUAUGACAGGAGGUGGUUCCAGCUGUUCAUGGAUGGCCAUGAGCUGAGGAAGGCCAUGUGGAAGAGGCUCAAUCAGCAGGCAAGGGCUGAGCUUGAGGCCGGUGGUGAUGGUGCUGCAGUGGAGAGUCGUUUGUGA